Delphinapterus leucas (beluga whale) is the source of this 4655-nucleotide messenger RNA. The record is from RefSeq and is a predicted model, not a curated record. Lineage: Eukaryota; Metazoa; Chordata; Mammalia; Artiodactyla; Monodontidae.
GCAGAACACACCUGUUGCCCGGCGCUCGGCUGCAUUGUCUGAGAAAGGAAAGUGGGUGACGCCUCACUUUGACUCUUGGGGUCCCUGAAGGGCUGGGUCACUGGCUACCCUCUCUUUUCCGCUUCCCUCCCCACGCACCACGUCUUCCCUCGCACGUGAGCACUGCAAGGAAAGAAGGGAACAUAGAAAAUAGGCCAUACCUACUCUCUUCCACCUUGGAGUGUGUGUGUGUGUGUGUGUGUGUGUGUGUGUGUGUAUGAGAGAGAGAGGGAGAAUAUGCUAGAAGAGAAGGCCGGGGACAGGAAAAAAGAGAAAAGAGGGGUGCACUGGACAAGGGAAAUCCCACCCCAAUUGCCUGAGUCCUCCGAGCGUCUCGUGUCAUGGGACAUCUGUACUCGCUUCCGCUAACGGGGGUGGCAAUUGUGGGUGGGCGAGGUUAGCGUGCUGCCAGGCACGCCCCGUCUCGUGCGAUUCCAGGUGCUGGCUACCUGGCCCACGCCUGGGUCCCCUUCCGCUCGGGCUUUUGUUGCACCCUCCCCCACCUGUGAGCUGCCGGACCGCCGCGGCGGCGCAGGGAUUGGCCGGGGGUGGGGGGGAGGUGAGGUGAGAUGUCGAGGCUCUGUGGGCUGCGCAGACCUGAGUGGAGAGGUCACACCUCUUUCGGAAAAGGGAAAAAAAAAAAAAACCUAGCUGGCUACCAAGGUGAACCCUGAACGGUUCCCACCUUAAAAUCGGCCCUGCUCGUGACGUCAGGUCGGAAAUAUACCAAAGCGAGCGCCGGCCAGGAGUCUGGGGAGCGCGGCGGCUCGGCGAUUGGGCGGCAGGCCGCUGACGCGCGCUGACGCGCGGAGACUUUAGGUGAAUGUUGGCAGCGGCAGCGCGAGCCACAUAAACAAAGGCACAUUGGCGGCCAGGGCCAGUCCGCCCGGUGGCUCGCGCUAGGCUCCGCGGUCCUGCUCGCCUGCCCAGCCGCCGCCUUCCCCUGCUCCCUCCCCGCUCUCGGCGCCUCCGUUCCCUUCGCCCCUCUCGCCCACCCCUCCCCGACCCUGCCACCCCGACUCCCGGAGGGAACUACUUUGGCCGAGUUGAAUGAAUGAAGAGAGGCACGGAGAACUCCUAAGUGAGUAGGUGCAGCCCGUACAGCUCGCGUUCUUUUAUCCUUCUUUCUGUUUUUGCACGUCUCUUCUUCCCGCUUGUGUGGUGCAGGUUCUCUGGAAGUGGGCGCCGAAGGCGCGGAGCGCGAGUGGGGCCGGAGGAUGGGGAGUAGGUGUGCGCAGCUACAGAGGGCAUUUGUCGGAACUCCUGCUUUGCCACCCAACAGAGGCUUCCAGGCUCCUCAUUGGUGGACGUGAAAGGGAGGCUUGCACAGUUUCGGGAGCUGCGGACUUAACACGCGGAAAUGGAGGAGAACUGCCAGGCUGGGCUCUCCACUGCUUUUCUAAAAAUCUUGGAAACUUUGUCCUUCAUUGAAUUACGACACUGUCCACCUUUAAUUUUCUCGAAAACGCCUGUAACUCAGCUGAAGCCAUGCCUUGUGUUCAGGCGCAGUAUGGGUCCUCGCCUCAAGGAGCCAGCCCCGCUUCUCAGAGCUACAGUUACCACUCUUCGGGAGAAUACAGCUCCGAUUUCUUAACUCCAGAGUUUGUCAAGUUUAGCAUGGACCUCACCAACACUGAAAUCACUGCCACCACUUCUCUCCCCAGCUUCAGUACCUUUAUGGACAACUACAGCACAGGCUACGACGUCAAGCCACCUUGCUUGUACCAAAUGCCCCUGUCCGGACAGCAGUCCUCCAUUAAGGUAGAAGACAUUCAGAUGCACAGCUACCAGCAACACAGCCACCUGCCCCCCCAGUCCGAGGAGAUGAUGCCGCACUCCGGGUCGGUUUACUACAAGCCCUCCUCUCCCCCGACGCCCACCACCCCGGGCUUCCAGGUGCAGCACAGCCCCAUGUGGGACGACCCAGGCUCCCUCCACAACUUCCACCAGAACUACGUGGCCACCACGCACAUGAUUGAGCAGAGGAAAACGCCGGUCUCCCGCCUCUCCCUCUUCUCCUUUAAGCAGUCGCCCCCCGGCACCCCCGUGUCUAGCUGCCAGAUGCGCUUCGACGGGCCCCUGCACGUCCCCAUGAACCCGGAGCCGGCGAGCAGCCACCACGUGGUGGACGGGCAGACCUUCGCUGUGCCCAACCCCAUCCGAAAGCCCGCGUCCAUGGGUUUCCCCGGCCUGCAGAUCGGUCACGCGUCGCAGCUGCUCGACACGCAGGUGCCCUCGCCGCCGUCGCGGGGCUCCCCUUCCAACGAGGGGCUGUGCGCCGUGUGCGGCGACAACGCGGCCUGCCAGCACUAUGGCGUGCGCACCUGUGAGGGCUGCAAAGGGUUCUUUAAGCGCACGGUGCAAAAAAACGCGAAAUACGUGUGUUUAGCAAAUAAAAACUGCCCGGUGGACAAGCGGCGCCGGAAUCGCUGUCAGUACUGCAGAUUUCAGAAGUGCCUGGCUGUUGGGAUGGUGAAAGAAGUGGUUCGCACAGACAGUUUAAAAGGCCGGAGAGGUCGUUUACCUUCGAAACCGAAGAGCCCACAGGAGCCCUCUCCCCCCUCGCCCCCGGUGAGUCUGAUCAGUGCCCUCGUCAGGGCCCAUGUCGACUCCAACCCGGCUAUGACCAGCCUGGACUAUUCCAGGUUCCAGGCGAACCCUGACUAUCAGAUGAGUGGAGACGACACCCAGCAUAUCCAGCAAUUCUAUGAUCUCCUGACUGGCUCCAUGGAGAUCAUCAGGGGCUGGGCGGAGAAGAUCCCGGGCUUCGCUGACCUGCCCAAAGCCGACCAGGACCUGCUUUUCGAGUCGGCUUUCCUAGAACUAUUUGUGCUGAGAUUAGCAUACAGGUCCAACCCAGUGGAGGGUAAACUCAUCUUUUGCAAUGGGGUGGUCUUGCACAGGUUGCAAUGCGUUCGUGGCUUUGGGGAAUGGAUUGAUUCCAUUGUUGAAUUCUCCUCCAACUUGCAGAAUAUGAACAUCGACAUUUCUGCCUUCUCCUGCAUUGCUGCCCUGGCUAUGGUCACAGAGAGACACGGUCUCAAGGAACCCAAGAGAGUGGAGGAGCUGCAAAACAAGAUUGUAAAUUGUCUCAAAGACCAUGUGACUUUCAAUAAUGGGGGCUUGAACCGCCCCAACUAUUUGUCCAAACUGUUGGGGAAGCUUCCAGAACUCCGUACGCUUUGCACGCAGGGGCUACAGCGCAUUUUCUACCUGAAACUGGAAGAUUUGGUACCACCACCAGCAAUAAUUGACAAACUUUUCCUGGACACUUUACCUUUCUAAGACCUCCUUCCAUGCACUUCAAAGAAACUGGAAAGAAACCUAAAACUGUCCAGAGGGGGCAAGUCACAAGGGCAGAGAGAUACCCCUGAGCUGCCUCAGCUCUAGCCGGCCCCCACCCCUUCCAUACACCUUGGCCCUUGAUCUCUAAAGAAAACAAACAAACAAACAACAACAAAAGCAAAAACUGUUACUAUUUCCUAACCUGCAGGCAGAACCUGAAAGGGCAUUUUGGCUCCGGGGCAUCCUGGAUUUAGAACACGGACUACACACAAUACAGUGGUAUAAACUUUUUAUUAUCAGUUUAAAAAUCAUUUUAUUGUUCAGAAGGAAGCUUCUUAAUGUAUGACGGAAAACAUUUGGCCAUGCUUGGUUGUUGCAGUUAAGACAAAUGUAAUACACAUAGACACAUACACACACACCCACAUUGUAAGGGGACCCACAAGUAUUGCCCUUUAAAAGACUUCAAAGUUUUCUGCUGUAAAGAAAGCUGUAAUAUAUAGUAAAACUAAAUGUUGCGUGGGUGGCAUGAGUUGAAGAAGGCAAAGGCUUGUAAAUUUACCCAAUGCAGUUUGGCUUUUUAAAUUAUUUUGUGCCUAUUUAUGAAUAAACAUUACAAAUUCUAAAAGAUAAGUGUGUUUGCAAAAAAAAAAAAGAAAAAGAAAUAACCACAAAAAAGGGACAAGCAUGUUGAUUCUAGGUUGAAAAUGUUAUAGGCACUUGCUACUUCAGUAAUGUCUAUAUUAUAUAAAUAGUAUUUCAGACACUAUGUAGUCUGUUAGAUUUUAUAAAGAUUGGUAGUUACCUGAGCUUAAACAUUUUCUCAAUUGUAAAAUAGGUGGGCACAAGUAUUACACAUCAGAAAAUCCUGACAAAAGGGACACAUAGUGUUUGUAACACCGUCCAACAUUCCUUGUUUGUAAGUGUUGUAUGUACCGUUGAUGUUGAUAAAAGGAAGUUUAUAUCUUGAUUAUUUUGUUGUCUAAAGCUAAACAGAACUUGCAUGCAGCAGCUUUUGACCGUUUCCAGAGUGCUUAUAAUAUACAUAACUCCCUGGAAAUUACUGAGCACUUUGAAUUUUUUUGUUUUUUGUUUUAAUGUCUAAGAUUGUCAGUUAAUAUAUUAUUUUAUGUUUGAGUAAGAAUUUUAAUAUUGCCAUAUUCUGUAGUAUUUUUCUUUGUAUAUUUCCAGUAUGGCACACGAUAUGAGUCACUGCCUUUUUUUCUAUGGUGUAUGACAGUUAGAGACGCUGAUUUUUUUUUUUCCUGAUAAAUUCUUUCUUUGAGAAAGACAAUUUUAAUGUUUACAACAAUAAACUAUGUAAAUGAACAGAA